This is a messenger RNA of Saccoglossus kowalevskii, 1282 nucleotides long. Its product is annotated as trafficking protein particle complex subunit 5-like. The record is from RefSeq and is a predicted model, not a curated record. NCBI's taxonomy places the organism in Eukaryota, Metazoa, Hemichordata, Enteropneusta, Harrimaniidae. Gene Ontology annotation, cellular component: TRAPPI protein complex; TRAPPIII protein complex; TRAPPII protein complex. Gene Ontology annotation, biological process: endoplasmic reticulum to Golgi vesicle-mediated transport.
CUUUUGUUUACUACUUAGCGGCUGUGUAUCUGUGGGUUUGUUCUAAUCUUGGUGUUUUUCCAGUGAUUUCUCAUGGUGCAAUCCAAAUACAGUAGGUGAAUAUCAGUACUUUUGCUUUGCUCUUUUCCGAAAUGGUUCAGUAUUGUCAGAAUCGUGUAUACACAGUGCCAGAGCUACAGACUAAAUUAUCUGAACUGGGUCAGCACGUCGGUUUUCGGAUAUUAGAUGUACUGUUUAUCAGAGAAAGGAAUUUCAAAAGAGAAACAAAACUCCUCAAUAUGCUGCUUUUUAUUAAAACUACACUGUGGAAGACAUUAUUUGGUAAAGAAGCUGACAAGUUGGAACAUGCUAAUGACGAUGAAAAAACUUAUUACAUCAUAGAAAAAGAAUCGUUAGUCAAUAAAUUUAUAUCAGUACCAAAGGAUAAAGGGGGAUUAAACUGUGCAGCGUUUACUGCUGGUAUAGUGGAAGCUGUCCUGAAUGGCUGUAAUUUUCCUGCUAAAGUCACCGCUCACUGGCACAAAGGAACCACUUUAAUGAUCAAGUUUGAAGAGUCUGUGAUAACGCGUGAUAAAUCUUUAGAUUCCAGAUAGCACCUUCUGCUGGAUAUCUCCCAUCAGUCUUUGCAGUUAUUCGGCCAUCAUUGUGCAGAAAUCAUUAUAUUUAUCGUACAGUAAUGCAUUUUUGUAUCGUUAUUGCAUCAUUUAUUCUGAACUAAGAACUGGUCCUGCUGGAUAUACCGGACAGUAUUGUAUAUUUCAGACCAUAAUUUACCUGGAUUUAUGAAUGACUUAUUUUGGAUGAAGUCCCAAUUAGUGUUCUAUAUUUGUUCUUCGAAAGUAAUGUUUUGCAGUAUGUGUUCCACGUGUUAUUUUUUGUUGCUGACAGUUCAGUGUAAGCUAAACUCCUUUAGGUGCAGGAGUGCUCAACAUAAUAUUUCCUGUUGAUCUGUAUGUGCAGUGAAGUAUAUUUCACCAUUCAGAAAUUAAACCCUUAUCACAUUUUUUUUCUGUUGAUUUUGGUCAAGCCCUGUAUGCAAUGAAAAAUUAUUUUCAUUUGGCCCAAAAUUAACAAAGAAAUUAUGAAAAAGACACAUUGCACCAAUAUUUACUGACAUGCAAAUACAUAUAUGGUAUUCAAUGGUUCAUUCAGCUGAAUAUUAUUUAAUAUAUAUGUUAGCUUGCACUUGAAGUUGAUAAUUUUAGAUUUAUUUAUUUGUUUUUUGACAAUUAUAAGACCUACUGCCAAUAUUAAAAUUAAUAAAAUUGAGAGAAAAAUUGGU